Messenger RNA from Penaeus chinensis, 1251 nucleotides. RefSeq lists its product as uncharacterized. The transcript is spliced from 3 exons. Bases 1 to 1251 code for a protein of 416 amino acids. NCBI's taxonomy places the organism in Eukaryota, Metazoa, Arthropoda, Malacostraca, Decapoda, Penaeidae. The record is from RefSeq and is a predicted model, not a curated record.
AUGGCUACGGGUGGACUGGAGAAGUGUGCUAAAGCAACUAUCAGGAAAGGCAAACUUGUAUCAAGGCCAAACGCUAAGCUGAAAGGCGAAACCGAGAUCCGGAACAUUGAUCAGGAAGGAGUCUACAAGUACCUCGGAGUAGACCAGAGCGACGGAAUACAGCACAGUCUCAUGAAGGAGAAGAUCCGGAAAGAGUAUUACCGUCGGGUCAGACUCAUCCUCGACACUGAACUCAACGCCAAGAACAAGAUGCAUGCAAUAAACAGCUUAGCCGUGCCAGUGCCGCAGUACAGCUUCGGGAUCAUCGACUGGAGAGAUGUACAGAUCCAGGAAAUGGACAGGAAGACCCGGAAACUACUAACAAAGUACGGAGUCCUGCAUCCGAAAGCUGACAAAGACCGAAUCUAUAUCUAUAGAAACAGUGGUGGCCGUGGACUCAUCGAGCUGGAAAAGAAGAGGAAAUACUCUCUUGUCAACAAAGGCGAUGAAUUCAAGAAGAAGUAUAUACCGCCCCAGCCUGGAGCCCAGUCAACACAGCCAAGUUUGCAAACCAUCAAGAGACAGAUGAAGAAAGCGUUGGCUGACGAGAAAAUCAACACCUACUCGUCGAAGCCUCUCCACGGCCAAUUCUACAGUCAAACAUUCGAGAAUUACCUAGAUAGAAAAUUGACCUUUGGAUGGCUUUGGAGCUCUGGGCUCAAAGGACAGACAGAGAGUCUCCUUACGGCAGCACAAGAUCGGGCGCUAAACACCGGAUACCAUCAGAGGAAGAUCUUGAAGAUGGGGGUGGACAGCAAAUGCAGACUUUGCCAGCAGCAAGAAGAGCAUGUCAGCCACAUAGUUUCUGGUUGCUCGGUAUUAGCGCUAAAUGAGUACACUCAUAGGCACAACCGGAUAGCUAGCUACCUGCACUGGUCAAUUCUAAGAGAGAUUGGCCUCCCUGCAUCUGAUCAAUGGUCCGAUCAUCACCCGGAAAAAGUCGUUGAAACAGAGACAAUCACUGUGAUGUACGACAUGCCUGUUAACACAGAUCGGACCAAUGGAGCCAAUCGACCGGACAUCAUCUUCCACGACAAGGUCAAGAAAAGAUGUCUAUUGAUUGACGUGGCAGUGCCAAAUGAUGCGAAUUUAUCGUCCAAGGAAGCAGAAAAGAUCAGCAAAUAUAAGGACCUUGAGAUCGAGAUUUCGCGCAUGUGGCACACUAAGACCCGCGUGAUACCGGUCGUAGUCGGAGCAUUGGGAACCGCCUGA